Messenger RNA from Podospora anserina S mat+, 2373 nucleotides. RefSeq lists its product as uncharacterized. The coding region runs from base 1 to 2373 and encodes 790 amino acids. The transcript has 2 exons. The record is from RefSeq and is a predicted model, not a curated record. Lineage: Eukaryota; Fungi; Ascomycota; Sordariomycetes; Sordariales; Podosporaceae. Gene Ontology annotation, molecular function: phosphatidate phosphatase activity. Gene Ontology annotation, cellular component: nucleus. Gene Ontology annotation, biological process: triglyceride biosynthetic process; fatty acid catabolic process.
AUGCAGUACGUCAGGAAUCUGAGCGACUCUGUCUCGACAGCAUGGAACUCGAUCAACCCGGCAACAUUGAGCGGUGCCAUCGACGUAAUAGUCGUUGAGCAGGAAGACGGAUCGCUACUCUGCUCACCUUUUCACGUGCGCUUCGGCAAGUUCUCGCUCUUGCGCCCAUACGAGAAGAAGGUCGAGUUCAAGGUCAAUGGGGUCAAGCAGCCGUAUUCGAUGAAGCUGGGCGAAGGAGGCGAGGCAUUCUUUGUAUUCGAGACCAGCGACACUAUUCCCAAGAGUCUCCAGACCUCUCCCCUCGUUUCUCCAGCCUCCAGUCCACCUUUGAGCCCGCAACAAACCACCGGACUCGGGGAGCCUGAAGCCCUCGAUCUUAACGAUCCAAAAGUGCGGUCAGCGAGCUUUAGCAGACCGCCGUUGACCGUGCUCCCGAAUCAAAGAGAUGGCCUCAUCACACCAAGAUCAGCUUCUCCAGAGUUGGGAAAGGCCGGAACCUCUAUUGGCGACUGGUCCCCACCGCGUCCUCAUAGCGAUGAUGUCCUGCGGAUGACGGCUAGGAGGGCACCCAGUGAGGACUCGGACGACCCCGAAAACCCCAAGUACUCGGACCGUUCACACAGCCCACCGCCUCUCUCGGCAUCCGAGGCUUUGCAGAGAGCCAUGAAUCUCUCCAGGGAGCUUGCCGCAGUGAAUAUUCAGACACAUAUCACCGAAACAGGAGAUCUUAUGCUGGACAUGAGCAACUUCAAAAACAACGAGGAAGAUGCGAUCAAGACGGAGAUUCUGGCUCGCAAGGUUCUCUCGGAGGAGCUCGACGGCUACUACGAUAUCGGCGCUCUGUUUGGUGUGGAUGAGCGCGGAAAUCUCUGGAUCUACAGCAGCGAGGAAGCCAAGGCUGCCGCCAUGAAGAAAGCCAUGGAAUCGAGCCUGCGCAACGACAACGGCAUCGUCAUGGACGCGGCUUCUGAUCCCGGCUACCAGAGCGACAGCAGCGACGUGACAGCUUCACCUAGCGUACCAAGCCACAGACGUGCCGAUUCAGACCUCGGCCAGAUGUCUAUCCAGACACCACCCAGCUCUCCCGGCUCCUCAACCGCCGGUGAUCCGAACCGUAACUACGCCAAGACCUUGCGGUUGACCAGUGACCAGCUCAAGGCCUUGAACCUGAAGCCGGGCGAGAACUCGAUGAGCUUCACCGUGAACCGCGCGACCUGCUCGGCCUACAUGUACCUCUGGAAGUACGAGGUGCCAGUCGUCAUCUCCGACAUUGACGGCACCAUCACCAAGUCAGAUGCCUUGGGCCACGUGCUGAACAUGAUCGGCCGUGACUGGACUCACGCCGGUGUGGCCAAGCUAUACACCGACAUCGUCGCCAAUGGGUACAACAUUAUGUACCUGACGAGUCGCUCCGUCGGACAAGCCGACACCACCAGGGCAUACCUAGCCGGUAUUGUCCAAGACGGCUACAAGCUUCCACGAGGCCCAACAAUUCUGUCUCCAGAUAGGACAAUGGCCGCCCUCCGUCGCGAGAUUUACCUCCGAAAGCCACACAUCUUUAAGAUGUCCACCCUGCGUGAUAUUCGCUCCCUCUACGGCCCCGACCGCAAACCCUUCUACGCCGGCUUCGGCAACCGUUUCACAGACCAAAUCUCUUACCGCACAGUCGACGUCCCGAGAACAAGGAUUUUCACCAUCAACUCCAACGCGGAGGUCUCGCUCGAUCUGCUCAGUCUUAACAAGAUGAAGCUUAGCUAUGUCAACAUGACCGAGGUGGUAGACCACUACUUUCCCCCUGUCAGCACGCUUGUCAAGGGCGGUGGGGAGGAAUACACUGAUUUUACGUACUGGAGGGACACCCCGCUUGAACUGGACGAGUUCUCGGCUAGUGAUACCGAGGGUGAGGGCGAGGAAGAGGAAGAAGAAGAAGAGGAGGAGGAGGAGAUGGAUGAUGAGGAUGAGGAGUAUGAAGAUGAGGAUGAGGAUGAGAUUGGGGAGGGAAUGGGGGAUAGUUACAUGUCGAGGGAUUCAUACGGGGAUGACUUGGGUGAGAGUUAUGACGAGGACAGGAUGGUGAGGAGUGCGCUUGAGGAGAGGGGGCAGGAGGGGGAUGAUGAGGAGGAUUUGGAGGAGGAGUUUGAGGAGGCGGUGGAUGAGGAGGUUGAUAGUGCGGGUGGUGAGGAGGAGAUGCCGAUGGAUGAGAGCACAAAGGAAAAGAAGAGGAUUUUGGAGGAUGUGGAGAGGAAGCUUGAGGAGGAGAAGAGGGAGAAGGAAAAGGGGAAGGAAACGGCUGUGCCGGAUACUAAUGCGGAGAUUAUCACUGGGAUUAACGAUUUGAUGGUUGGUGCUGAGGUUGCGGAGAAGAAGGAGUGA